This is a messenger RNA of Perkinsus marinus ATCC 50983, 150 nucleotides long. RefSeq lists its product as hypothetical. The record is from RefSeq and is a predicted model, not a curated record. Bases 1 to 150 code for a protein of 49 amino acids. NCBI's taxonomy places the organism in Eukaryota, Perkinsozoa, Perkinsida, Perkinsidae. The transcript has 2 exons.
AUGGGCUAUUGGAGUCAAUGGAAGACUGACUAUUGGAAGAAGUUCACGCAGUACACUUGCCCGGACAUCUCGCGAACCGAGAUGGCUGGUGAACAAGAAAAUGAGCCUACUUGGGCCUGGGAUUUGUACAGCCUGGGAUGCAUUGCGUGA